Triplophysa rosa is the source of this 2105-nucleotide messenger RNA. RefSeq names its product alpha-amylase-like. Gene Ontology annotation, biological process: carbohydrate metabolic process. Lineage: Eukaryota; Metazoa; Chordata; Actinopteri; Cypriniformes; Nemacheilidae. Gene Ontology annotation, molecular function: cation binding; alpha-amylase activity. The coding region runs from base 1 to 1539 and encodes 512 amino acids. The transcript has 10 exons. The record is from RefSeq and is a predicted model, not a curated record.
AUGAAGCUCCUGGUUGUUGCUGCACUCUUUGGGCUGUGUUUUGCCCAACACGACCCAAACACUAAACAUGGCAGGACCUCCAUAGUGCAUCUGUUUGAGUGGCGUUGGGCAGAUAUAGCCGCAGAAUGUGAGCGAUACCUGGCACCUAAUGGUUACGCUGCAGUUCAGAUAUCUCCCCCCAGUGAGAGCAUUGUGGUGACCAAUCCUUGGCACCCUUGGUGGCAAAGAUAUCAACCAAUCAGCUACAACUUGUGCUCCAGAUCAGGAACAGAGGGGGAGCUAAGGGACAUGAUCAUACGCUGUAACAAUGUUGGGGUGAACAUAUAUGUGGAUGCAGUCAUUAAUCACAUGUGUGGAGCUGCUGGUGGUGAGGGCAAUCACUCCAGCUGUGGAACAUACUUCAAUACCAAAAACAAGGAUUUCCCCUCUGUCCCCUACUCUUCGUGGGACUUCAAUGAUUACAAAUGUAAAACUGGCAAUGGAGAGGUUGAGAGCUACAAUGAUAUUUUCCAGGUCAGAGAUUGCCGCUUGGUGAGUCUCCUGGAUUUGGCGCUGGAGAAGGACUACGUUAGAGAAAAAGUGGCCAAAUACCUGAACAAACUAAUUGAUAUGGGUGUGGCUGGAUUCAGAGUAGAUGCUUGCAAGCACAUGUGGCCCGGAGAUCUUAGUAAUGUUUUCGGUAGACUCAAAAGCCUGAACACCACUUGGUUUUUGCCUGAUACUAAGCCUUUCAUUUAUCAAGAGGUCAUUGACUUGGGUGGGGAGGCCAUUAAAGCCAGUGAAUAUUUUGAGCUCGGAAGAGUGACAGAGUUCAAGUACAGUGCGAAACUAGGGAAAGUCAUUCGUGAAUGGGACGGAGAGAAGCUAAGUUACCUGAAGAGCUGGGGAGAGGGCUGGGGUUUCAUGCCCUCUGAUAAAGCCGUGGUGUUUUUGGACAAUCAUGAUAAUCAGAGAGGUCACGGUGCUGGUGGAGCUUCUGUUCUAACAUUCUGGGACUCCAGGCUUUACAAAAUCGGUACGGGAUUCAUGUUGGCUCAUCCAUAUGGUGUGACCAGAGUGAUGUCUAGUUUUCGAUGGGAUCGUCACUUUGUCAAUGCAAAAGAUGAGAAUGACUGGAUGGGUCCUCCCAGCAAUGCAGAUGGAUCCACUAAGCCAAUACCCAUUAACCCAGACACCACCUGUGGAGACAACUGGGUAUGUGAGCACAGAUGGCGCCAAAUCAGGAAUAUGGUGAUUUUCCGUAAUGUGGUCAGUGAUCAGCCUCUUGCCAACUGGUGGGACAAUGGUAAUAGUCAGAUCUCCUUUAGUCGUGGUAGCAAGGGAUUCAUUGUGAUCAACAAUAAUAACUGGGAACUGAAUGAGACCCUGAACACUGGCCUGCCUGGAGGAACAUACUGUGAUGUCAUCUCUGGAGAUAAGAUUGACAACAGUUGCACAGGGAAAAAGAUCUCAGUGGAUUCUGAUGGACGUGCCACUUUCCACAUCAGCCACACAGAAGAGGAUCCAUUUAUUGCCAUUCAUGCUGAAUCUAAACUAUAGAUACAGUCAGGAGAAAAAUGUAACCCCUUCAUAAAUUAUGACAGCAUUAGUCAGUGAUUGCUCCUAUAGCAUAAAAUACAAGAUUUGAACGUUUUUAAAACAAAUAUUUCUCACUUUUAACUUUUAUUUUCCCUUUAAGUGGACAUCUGAAAAGGUGACCUCUUUAGGGUGAUGCACUAGUGCUCCCUGUAGUGGUUGAUGUCCAACUAUGCAUGCACAUGCAAGAAAUGUAUUUUUUAAAUAGCUGUCCAUUGUAUGUGUGUCUAUGCAUGAAAGGGUUAAUAAAGUAGCGUCACUCAAUCCAAUGUGGUCAAAAUGCUUAUGUUUUAACAAUAACAAUGUCACAAUAACAUUAAAGGUCUUUAUAAAUAUUUCAACAAUUUAGCAUCACAGUUUUAUCAGACUGUGGGGUUUGAAUGCCUGUGACACAAAUGAGACAUUUCAUUUUUUUAAAAAACAGUUACACUUUAAUUUAGUUUAAAAAGCAUGACUGUUAUUUGAUUUCCACAUUGUCCACAUUGCAGCUGCUUUUAACAUCACUUCACACGAUUACUAAUAUCAAUAAA